Molecule: messenger RNA, 432 nt
Organism: Pichia kudriavzevii
Lineage: Eukaryota; Fungi; Ascomycota; Pichiomycetes; Pichiales; Pichiaceae
Exons: 1
Coding region: 1-432 (143 amino acids)
Source: RefSeq, a predicted model, not a curated record
AUGACUCAAGACACAGUGGAAAGUAAGACAUUGACCCCUGAGCAAAGAGAAACCAAUGAUUUCAAUGGCGGAUUUUCUAAUCAGAAUAUGCAUCACACCUCCAAGGAACAUCUGAAGCGGUUGAACUCGGCAAUCUUGAAGGCAACCUUCGUUGGUGCCCUAUAUGGUGGGUUGAUUUCCAUUCCAACAGAGUUGCUCAUUCGUUGGCGUUCCCCCUUGUAUCGAGCAUUUGGCUGGAGAAUCAGAAUGUUCUAUCACACCAUUUGGAUUGCAUCAGCAGCAGCCUUCCAUGCCGAGAGAGAGGUUAUUCGGUUUGAAAAUAUCAUAAGACAAGAGGAGGCUGAACGGAGAAACAAGUUGCUGGAAUUGAGUAUCAUGCAGGGCGUGUACACGCCCGAAUCUGAAGGUUUCAAAUCAAAGAGAGGGGACUAA